Molecule: messenger RNA, 1213 nt
Organism: Bemisia tabaci
Lineage: Eukaryota; Metazoa; Arthropoda; Insecta; Hemiptera; Aleyrodidae
Source: RefSeq, a predicted model, not a curated record
UCAGCUUAUCGGUGAUCAACUGGAGAUCUGGGAUAUCCUUUCAGUUUCUUUUUAAUUUGAUUGAAAAUGGCGCUGCAGGCUUUGCCAUUCUACACUAUUCUCAUAUUUAGGUAGAUAUUUCUCCACGGUUCUUCCCAUUUGUGCCUCUGUCUGAGAAUAACGUCUUUCUGCAGAAUCAAAUUUUUACAGGACAAGGGUGUCAAAAAAACUUCUCAGGAGGAUUAGGCCAAUUGUUUCAUCCGCUGUAAAUGCAAUGAAGAAACAAAGCGGAUUGUUGAAGCGAACUAUUGUUUCAAAGGAGCCAUUUUUGAAAAAUGAUGGUCAUUCUGGCAACUACUUGAUGAAGCCGAAGGGAGUGGCUGGUCAUGGCUGCGAGAGUCGCUAUAUCAAGAGUAAAGGAGACUGUUCCAGAUUUUCUUGUGAAACCAGGAGCCAUGAUAGCUUUGGAGAUCAUGCCAAAAGAUCAACGCAGGACACGCUCACAGAUACUCCUAAUUUUUUAGGCGAUCAGCGUAUUCAACAUCCUGUUGCACAAGAUCCGUUGUUUCAUAAAUCAAAUUUUUCACCAAAACCGCCUUGCUGUUUCUGUCAAAAUUUAAAGUCUCUACAAAUCAAGACAGCUAAUACUCCUUUGAUUUCUUCCCAGAAUUUUAGGAGUACCCAUUUCAUUGACAGUGAAAUGAUGCCGUGUAACUGCCAUGAACAACCGAUGUUAUGGUCUAGCAGGCAUUAUAGGUAUAGAAAUUCAAAUACAUUGACAGAAGAUUGGUUUGAUAAUCAUUCGAUCCCUCAAUAUACUCAAAAAGCAUCAAAUCUAUUAUCAGAUAAGAAAUAUGUCUCUCAGCCUUCUGAAAACACUAGAAGGGUUUUAAAUGCUGCAUGCAGUUGCUUAUAUUGCAAUGAAAACUGUGAAAAAGGACUCAGCACACAGAUGUCAAAUGACGAUUAUAAAUCAAAGAAGAAAAGAUGUUUACGGUGUGGAGUAUGCCUAAAGAGUGAUUUAUAGUUUCCUGCUUAGUCAUUUGAUGAAUUUCUUCACUUGGUUGUAUUGUUCUCCAGUCAUAAUUUUUGGAAAUUACUUUUGCACAAAAUUUCCAAUAAAAGGAAUGAAAGUCUUUAAAAGAAGUCUCUAAUGGGGUAAACAUCAAACAGGUCUGAUUUUGUGACAUGAAGUUUGCACAAAGUUUCCAAUAAAUGUAAUGAAAGUCUAUAA